Protopterus annectens (West African lungfish) is the source of this 2138-nucleotide messenger RNA. Its product is annotated as C3a anaphylatoxin chemotactic receptor-like. The record is from RefSeq and is a predicted model, not a curated record. Gene Ontology annotation, molecular function: complement receptor activity; G protein-coupled receptor activity. NCBI's taxonomy places the organism in Eukaryota, Metazoa, Chordata, Ceratodontiformes, Protopteridae. Gene Ontology annotation, biological process: inflammatory response; complement receptor mediated signaling pathway; positive regulation of cytosolic calcium ion concentration. The transcript has 3 exons. The coding region runs from base 381 to 1436 and encodes 351 amino acids. Gene Ontology annotation, cellular component: plasma membrane.
UUGUCGCUUCUGAUAAGAAGGAUGAAAGGAACUUUUUCACCAUUUAGCAUUCAAAGAGCUCUGUACUCUGGAGAAAAGCUUGUAAAAUAUAUCUUUUUCUGCUGUGAGUUGCGACGCUGGAUGAGAAAUCACACCUUGCCAGUGUUUAACUGAAAUCUUGAAAGAAUACAACAAAUAGGCUGAUAAAGAUAAACGCUGGCUUGAACGAUUCUCGCUUCCAUCAAGAUCAUAGAGCAGCUGCUACAUGUGUAUCAUAUCCUAGCCCAGAAACUUCAGUUGUGCAGAAGAAAGAAGGGCUCUAUCAUAGGAAGAGUCUUACCUACUUACUGUUUUAUACAUCUGUUAAGUGUCAACUUUUUGGAGUGCACUCAAAAGGUUUAAUGGCAAACUACAGUUUUAGUGAUGAUAAUCAUGCAUAUCAAAAUUACUCCUAUGAUUACGAGAUUCCAUUAUUCUAUGAAGAUGAUGGUUCUGUACAUUCACAUUUAUCUCCACUGAGAGUCGUUUCCCUGCUGGCUUACAUCAUUGUGUUUUUGAUCGGCAUACCUGGCAACGUACUUGUUAUAUGGAUGACAGCAUUUGAAAUAAAAAGGACAGUGAACACAACUUGGUUUCUCAAUCUUGCCAUCGCUGACAUCUUUUGCUGUCUGAGCUUACCAUUUUUAAUCACCCAACUCAUAAUGGACUAUCACUGGCCCUUUGGCAAUGUAUUAUGCAAGGUCUUCUACAGUGCUAAAAUAUUCAACAUGUUUGCCAGUGUCUACCUCCUUAUGGUUGUGAGUAUAGAUAGGUGUAUCCUUGUGAAAAAGCCAGUUUGGGGUCAAAACAAGAGAACAGUUUUUUUGGCAUCUCUUGUCUGCUGUGUUGUCUGGAUAUUAGCCUUAAUAAUGGCAAUACCUUCUGUAGUGUUCCGCCACACUACCAAUGUCACCACCUCAUCAAAGGUCAUUUGCGAAUCUGCAAAAGAUUUCAGUUACAUUCAUGGCAACCAUAUUGCUCAGUUUAUUUUAGGCUUCUGCAUACCUCUGAUUGUCAUUAUGGUUUGUUACAGCAUUGUGAUGAUAAAAGUAAGGGGCAGUCAGUUUUCAACAUCCCGCAGAACAUAUAUCCUUAUUCUUUCUGUGAUUGUUGCGUUCUUUGUUUGCUGGCUGCCAUAUCAUUUGAUCAGUUUGUCGGUGAUAAUAGAUCAGAGGCUGUUUUCUUCUAAAAUAUUGCAUGUUUUAGAUAACCUUGCACAGAGCAUGGCAUAUUUUAACAGCUGCAUUAAUCCUAUUAUUUAUGUUAUAAUAGGUCAAAAUUUCAAAGACAAGUUCAAGAAGUCAUUUAGAUCUGCCUUUAAAAAUAUGCUUGCUGACGAUUCAAGUCAUUUGACUAUUUCUACUAAAACCAGAUCAAAGUCACUAAUGGAGGAAAAAUGUUUACAUACUAAUAUAUGAGUAAAAUAUGGGAGGUAGAUCAAAAAAUGCUUUUUGUUAAAAUUUUUGAUAUUCUUAUAAGGCUAAAGUAAAAUGUACAUUUAGUUUUCCACAUAAAUAAACAUCUCCAAGGAAAUCAUACUGAAUGUGAAUCAGUUUAUAACUGUAGUUAACAACCUUUGAUGUGAAAUAUGCCUGCCCAUGAGUGAUUCAUUUUUAGUAUACAGUAUGAUUAACAUAUUAGCUUAAUUAUCUGGAAUGUUCUUUGCAUUAUAUAUUGCACCAGGCUUAUCUUUGCUGAAUUUUCAAGCAGGACAAUAUAAAAUAUCUUACUGUUUAUAAAUAUAUCAAAGGAAGAGGCUGGCUCCUAAUUGGAGGUAAACGCAUUUAUGCAUUGCAAUGUAUUAUAGAGAGAUUUAUGAGCUUGGUAGCUGCUAAAUUCAAUGGCUAAAAUUAAAUGUAUGUAUUUAUAUUUCAGAAAAUGAUGUAAUUGUUACUAAAAUGUAAGGGGAAACAAGAUAAUUGUUGUCCAGAGGAAAAAUUGUUGCUUUAACGUGUAUAGUUAACAUCUGUAGGGUUAAUAUAAGAAAUAUUACAUCUGUCAACAUAAGUUAUUACCUUAUUAUAAAUGAAAUCAAUUUAUUUCAUCCUUGUAUAUCUUUUUUGUUAAUGUUGUUUGAAAUGAAUAGAUGCGGUAUAAUAAACAAAACAAAAGAACAAUGA